Molecule: messenger RNA, 1363 nt
Organism: Drosophila sulfurigaster albostrigata
Lineage: Eukaryota; Metazoa; Arthropoda; Insecta; Diptera; Drosophilidae
Product: methylthioribose-1-phosphate isomerase
Exons: 5
Coding region: 62-1150 (362 amino acids)
Molecular function (GO): S-methyl-5-thioribose-1-phosphate isomerase activity
Source: RefSeq, a predicted model, not a curated record
UUUAGAUUGCGGGAUAUAUAUAGUACAAACAGAAAAGUAGUAGCAGCAGGAAACGGAAACGAUGAGCCUGCAAUCGAUCAAGUAUAAACGUGGCAGCCUGGAGAUUCUCGAUCAGCUGCUGCUGCCCGUUGUCUCCAAGUAUGUGACAGUGCGAGGUGUCGAAGAUGGCUGGAGGGUCAUCAAUAAGAUGCAGGUGCGUGGCGCUCCGGCCAUUGCCAUUGUUGGCUGCCUUUCGCUGGCCGUUGAAAUCCACCCGGAGGUGUUUGAGACCAAGAAAUCGCUGCGUCAGGAGAUUGAGGGCAAGCUCAACUAUUUGGUCUCUGCACGCCCCACGGCGGUUAAUAUGAAAAUCUCAGCGGAUGAGCUCAUCACGCUGGCCAAUGACCUGACCAAGGAUGACGCCAUCUCGGUGGAUGAAAUGAAGCAGAGAUUCCUCAAUGCCACCGAAGCCAUGCUGGAAAAGGACAUUUCGGAUAAUCGUGCAAUCGGCGCCAAUGGCGCCAAAGCCAUAUUGCAGCAUGUGGCAGACGCGGGUGGCGCCCAAGCCGCAGGUCCAGUGCGUGUGCUCACACAUUGCAACACCGGCUCAUUGGCCACCGCAGGCUAUGGCACAGCGCUGGGCGUUGUGCGUCACCUCAGCGAGCUGAACAAGCUGGAGCACGUUUACUGCACUGAGACGCGGCCUUACAAUCAGGGAGCACGCUUAACUGCCUAUGAACUGGUGCAUGAAAAGCUGCCUGCAACGUUGGUGCUGGACAGCAUGGUUGCAGCGCUGUUUCGGGUUAAGAACGUGGCUGCAGUUGUCGUGGGAGCAGAUCGGGUUGCUGCCAAUGGCGACACAGCGAACAAAAUCGGUACAUACCAAAUAGCCGUAGUGGCCAAGCAUCAUGGUGUGCCCUUCUAUGUGGCCGCUCCCUUGACAUCCAUCGAUCUGCAGAUACCCAGCGGAGAUCACAUCAUCAUCGAGGUGCGACCGGAUCGUGAAAUGACACAUGUGGGCGAACAUCGCAUCGCUGCGCCGGGCAUCAAUUGCUGGAAUCCCGCCUUCGAUGUGACGCCUGCAGCGCUGAUAACCGGCAUCAUUACGGAGCAUGGCGUAUUUGAGCCGUCGCAGUUAAAGGCUGAGAUCCAGAAGCUGCUUCAGUUAUAACAGGCAUACACAUUGCUGUUGUUCUUGUUGUUAAUAAUUGCGUUGAAUGAAUGCACUCCAGUUUAUAAAAACACCAAACAGACACACACACCGACACACAACACAAACACAACACACACAGCAGAGCACAACACAUGCAACAGCAGCGCACGCUUGGGCUUUUGUAUUUGUGGGGCGGCUGUGAGCGAGAAAUACAAUGCACAUUAUACAUUA